AUCAGAUUCAAUUACUUUGGAAAGCUCACAAGAAAACAGUUUAUUAAAAGCUGUUGAAAAAGUUGUUGAACACUUAUAUCCUAAUGCAAAAGCAUAUAAAUUUGGUUCUAGAUGUUCUUAUACAGCUCUCUCUAAUAGUGAUUUAGAUAUUUUUUUAGAUUGUGACAAUAUGUACCAUAAAAACUUUGAUACUGCAUUGAGCCAUAAAUAUUUAUCAUCUGUGAUCGAUUGUUUUAAAAAUCUAGAAGACGAAUGGUAUAUAGAAGAAACAUUGUUUGAUACCAGGGUUCCUAUUAUCAAAUUGCGUCAUUAUCCUACUGAUCUCAAGUGUGAUAUCUCUUUUUCAAAUGGUUUGGCUUGCAGAAAAUCUAAACUUGUUAGAUACUACAAUGAUGCUUACAAAAUGUGUAGAGAGCUUAUUUUGUACCUUAAAAAAUGGGUAAUUUUUUCACAAUUAUCAGGUACAGAAGGUAUUUCAACUUUCACUGUAUCGUGGCUAGUGAUUUUUUACUUGCAAGUCAAAGGUGUACUUCCAAGUGUUUAUGAGUUAAUAAAAUGUCAAACUCGCUCAAUAAUUAUUGAUGGUUGGGAAUGUGGAUACCAGAAAAAUUUUUGCAUCACUCCCAAUGAUUCUAGUUUUGUAGAAACUCUUGUUGGACUGUUUACAUUUUAUGCAGAAUUUGACUAUCAGAAGUAUGUUAUUUGUCCGUUUUUGGGUUCGAUUAUAGAAAAAGAAAAGUUUGCUACCAAUGAAUUACCAGCUGAGCUUACAGCUAUACUUAAUGAAAAAAAUAAAAAGGCUGUAUCACUUUUCCGAUUUGAUUCUCCAAUGUGUAUGCAGGACCCAACAGAUCUUUCUCAAAAUUCCACAAAAGCUCUUAGAAAACGUCAACUCAGAUGUUUUAAAGAAUAUUGCUCAUCAAGUGUUGACAGAAUUAUAUCUGGACAACAAGCUAUAGGUUUAUAAUACAUAUUUUUAAUAACCCUUUUUUUGAAAAUUAUUGUUUUUAAAAUAUUACGACAAGAACUCUUGGUUUAUAAACGGAAUGCAAUUA
This is a messenger RNA of Trichogramma pretiosum, 1055 nucleotides long. RefSeq names its product terminal uridylyltransferase Tailor-like. Gene Ontology annotation, biological process: mitochondrial mRNA polyadenylation; mRNA 3'-end processing. Gene Ontology annotation, molecular function: poly(A) RNA polymerase activity. The transcript has 3 exons. Lineage: Eukaryota; Metazoa; Arthropoda; Insecta; Hymenoptera; Trichogrammatidae. The record is from RefSeq and is a predicted model, not a curated record. Bases 170 to 967 code for a protein of 265 amino acids.